AAUUCUUCAUUCCGGUGCUGUUAAUUUGUGUCACAAUUGAACUCACCGUUUGACAAGCAUGACCCUCCACCUGCUUCGCAAGCUCUCCACUAAGCCUCUUCAACGCAGACUGUCCACACGCGCCAUCCCGACGCUGCUGACGGAGGAAGAGCGCACUGUCGGCUUCCAGCAGAUCACCAGCGCCUGGGAAGUCGUGCCCAACCGCGACGCGAUCCGCCGCAAAUUCGAGUUCCGCGACUUCAACGAGGCCUGGGGCUUCAUGAACCGCACAGCGCUGCUGGCCGAGCAAAUGGGCCACCACCCGGAGUGGUUCAACGUGUACAACCGCGUGGACGUGACGCUCAGCACACACGACUGCGGCGGUCUGUCCCAGAACGACAUUGACAUGGCCAUCGCCAUGAACAGCUACGCCCAGGCGGUAUAAGGCUCUAGUAACCCAAUGAAGAAGCUAACGAAAUGAGUACUAGCAUUGCGUUAUCUAUACUUAUGGUUUUUCUACUAGUGCAGG
Phytophthora nicotianae INRA-310 is the source of this 508-nucleotide messenger RNA. RefSeq lists its product as hypothetical. Lineage: Eukaryota; Oomycota; Peronosporomycetes; Peronosporales; Peronosporaceae. The coding region runs from base 59 to 424 and encodes 121 amino acids. The transcript has a single exon. Gene Ontology annotation, molecular function: 4-alpha-hydroxytetrahydrobiopterin dehydratase activity. Gene Ontology annotation, biological process: tetrahydrobiopterin biosynthetic process. The record is from RefSeq and is a predicted model, not a curated record.